AUGGAAGAAUCCACCAUAAAGAAAGGGAAGAGAACCAAGCAGCAAAGGCAUCAUCUUUUGCCCCACGUAGUAUCAUCUAUAUUGUCUCCAACAACCUUCGCGGAGAUUUCUGAGAGCCCAACUAAGGAAGAAGAAGAGAUGGCUAAUUGCCUCAUAUUCCUUGCCGAAUGUGGCUACAAACCAAAGCUCAAUGAAAUAGAGGAAGCGACCAUCGCCGUGAACAUUACGAGCGGGCGAGUCGCAGAGCUGACAACCACCACCACCGGCAAGGCCGAAAAUAAUGCGCUUGGCGGGCAUCGUGCUAGCCAUAAUAAAAAACCGAAACUUUUGAUUCCCCUCGCAUCGGGGGUGUUGAAUGAAUACUCGUUCACUUCGCCAGUCAUGAUCAAGGUUAAAAGCCACAAAUAUUUUAUCUGCAGUAGUGAGUUUAGUUCUGACCAUGCUCUUGGCGGACAUAUGCAGAAGCACCGCCAACUGAUUGAAUCAGAGCCGACGAAGAAAGAGGAUAAUUCUAAGACAUUUUAUGUGGAUCUUAAUCUUCCACCUCCUUGUGAUGAUUAA
This is a messenger RNA of Phalaenopsis equestris, 561 nucleotides long. Its product is annotated as zinc finger protein ZAT5-like. NCBI's taxonomy places the organism in Eukaryota, Viridiplantae, Streptophyta, Magnoliopsida, Asparagales, Orchidaceae. The record is from RefSeq and is a predicted model, not a curated record. The coding region runs from base 1 to 561 and encodes 186 amino acids. The transcript has 2 exons.